Arachis duranensis is the source of this 4080-nucleotide messenger RNA. Its product is annotated as histidine kinase 4. Bases 806 to 3832 code for a protein of 1008 amino acids. The record is from RefSeq and is a predicted model, not a curated record. Lineage: Eukaryota; Viridiplantae; Streptophyta; Magnoliopsida; Fabales; Fabaceae. Gene Ontology annotation, biological process: phosphorelay signal transduction system; phosphorylation. The transcript is spliced from 12 exons. Gene Ontology annotation, molecular function: phosphorelay sensor kinase activity.
AAAUCUUCAACAUUGAAAGCUCACAAAAAUACAAGGAAUCGAUGAAGUGGGAGUGAGUGAUUCAGGUGAGGAAGAAAAAAAGAAAAAUAGAAAGUGAUUCAUAUUACACGAUUGUGUUGUGUUUCAAAGUGGGAAAUUGGAUUUGAGCACUCACUCACUGGUCCAAAAAAGCUGCUUCUUUUAUUUCUUGUUUUUUUUUUUUUCAUUCUUUGAAAUAUUGGGUUUGCUCUGAAGCAACCAAGUUGGUCACGAGAACCCAGGAGUGCAAAAAGAUGGUACCUUGGGUGUGAAAACAAGGAAUGCAUUGCUACUAGUAUUCAGUAUUCUUGAAGAAAGGUAGAGAGAGAAGAAGAAGGCUUGACUAUAUUAUUUUUUGGUUUCUGAGGAGUUGAAGGGGGACAAGAGCGUAUCUGUGAAAAACAUAAAAAUUGGAUUCAGUUUCUAAAUUAAACAAACAAAAGAGAGAGAGAGAGAGAGAGAGAGAGAGAGAGAGAGACUAAAAAAAGGAGAGAUCAAAAAACAAAGCAAGGUGGUUCGAAAUGUUCAUUGUACCAUGUACAGGUUCUCCUUUCUGAGGUUUGAAUCACGCAAAACAAUGCUGUAAUGAUGCUUUUUUGCUUGGGGUUUUGUUCUGUAACCUUUUUCUUUCAACUUUUGAAGACAAAGUGAAGUACUCUUAUUUAAGCGCUCAUCAUACUGAUCCUUGGGACUUCUUCUCCAAUCUCCUCCUAAUAGAUAUGAAGAGUGAAGGGGACAUAGCAGAAGCCCGUAAGAACUAGGCAAAGGGAGAUUUUUCUUCUUUCUUAUGGGCCUUGGGUUGAAGAUGAAGAUUCAGGAGAUGCAGAUGGUGAUGCAGAAGCACCAUGUCCCUGUGGCUUUGAGGAUGCAUGAGCAAAAUGGGAGCCAAAAGAGAAAGUACACUUUAAUUCAAAAAAACAGGGCUUUGAUUCCACUGUUUCUGCUUCUGUGGAUCCUUGUGAUGUUUUACUUUUGUUGCAACAUCUUCAACAAAAUGGAUGCUGAUGCCAAGGUGAGGAGGAAGGAGGGUCUAGAAAGCCAGUGUGACCAAAGAGCAAGAAUGCUGCAAGAUCAAUUCAGUGUUAGUGUCAACCAUGUUCAUGCCCUUGCCAUCCUUGUUUCAACCUUCCAUUACUACAGACACCCUUCUGCCAUUGACCAGGAAACCUUUGCAGAAUAUACAGCUAGGACAGCAUUUGAAAGGCCAUUGUUGAGUGGGGUGGCUUAUGCUCAAAGAGUGGUUCAUUCUGAGAGGGAAAGAUUUGAGAAGCAACAUGGAUGGAUUAUAAAGUCAAUGGAAAGAGAGCCCUCACAGCUCAGAGACGAGUAUGCACCGGUGAUCUUUGCCCAGGAAACCCUUUCCUACCUUGAAUCUCUUGAUAUGAUGUCUGGGAAGGAGGAUAGAGAGAAUAUUUUAAGGGCCAGGGCCACUGGGAAAGCCGUUCUGACAAGCCCCUUUAGGCUUUUAGGGUCUCAUCAUCUUGGUGUGGUUUUAACAUUUCCUGUUUACAAAUCGAAGCUUCCUCCAAAUCCAACAUUGGAAGAACGCGUUAAAGCAACAGCAGGAUAUGUCGGAGGAUCCUUUGAUGUUGAGUCCCUUGUGGAGAAUUUACUUGGUCAGCUUGCUGGUAACCAAGCGAUUUUGGUGAAUGUAUAUGAUGUUACAAACUCUUCUACCCCCCUGAUCAUGUAUGGGAGCCAAAAUGAAAAAGGUGACAUGUCACUUGUCCAUGAAAGUAACCUUGAUUUUGGAGAUCCUUACAGGAAUCAUACCAUGAUGUGUAGGUAUCAUCAGAAGGCACCAACUAAUUGGAUGGCAAUUACCACAGUAUUACUAUCCUUUGUGAUCCUCUCAUUAAUUGGUUACAUUUUGUAUGGUGCUGGAAUUCAUAUUGUCAAAGUAGAGGAUGAUUACCAGGAAAUGGAGGAGUUGAAAGUGCGCGCGGAAGCAGCUGAUGUUGCCAAGUCACAGUUUCUAGCUACUGUGUCCCAUGAAAUUAGAACUCCCAUGAAUGGAAUUUUAGGAAUGCUUGGUCUGCUUUUAGAUACAGAGUUGACUUCAACCCAGCGAGAUUAUGCUCAGACAGCUCAAGCAUGUGGAAAGGCACUGAUAACACUAAUAAAUGAGGUGCUUGAUCGUGCUAAAAUUGAGGCUGGCAAGUUAGAGCUUGAAGCUGUUCCAUUUGACAUCCGUUCCAUUCUUGAUGACGUCCUUUCACUUUUUUCUGAGAAGUCUAGGCAUAAAGGUUUAGAGUUGGCAGUGUUUGUUUCUGAUAAAGUUCCAGACAUUGUUAUGGGAGAUCCUGGGAGAUUCAGACAAAUAAUAACAAAUCUUGUUGGCAACUCGGUUAAAUUCACUGAACGAGGACAUAUAUUUGUCAAAGUUCAUCUAGCAGAAAAUAGAAAGUCCACAAUGAAUGGAACAUGUGAGACUUAUCAAAAUGGAGAAACAGAUGAAGUUGGGCAUAUAUCCGGGGGUUGUAAUUCGAAAACUCUGAGUGGGUGUGAAGCUGCUGAUGAACGGAACAACUGGGAUAAUUUCAAGCAUCUAAUUGCUGAUGAGGAAUUUUUGUUUGAUGGUUUGGUGAAGAAGGUAGCCUCAAGUGAAUGCUAUGAGCAAGUUACUUUAAUGGUGUGUGUAGAGGACACUGGAAUUGGAAUUCCUUUCUCGGCCCAGGAUAGGAUUUUCAUGCCUUUUGUGCAGGCAGAUAGCUCCACGUCACGACACUAUGGUGGUACCGGGAUUGGCUUGAGUAUUAGUAAGUGUCUGGUGGAACUAAUGGGUGGUCAGAUAAACUUCAUAAGCCGACCCCAAGUUGGAAGUACAUUUUCAUUUACUGCAAACUUUGGGACGUUCAAUAAAAAUUCAAAAACAGAUGUGAAGAAGCUGAACGUGGAAGAUCUUCCUUCUAGUUUUAGAGGGCUUAAAGCUAUAGUGGUUGAUGGAAAGCCUGUUAGAGCUGCUGUCACGAGAUACCAUUUGACUAGACUUGGUAUUCAAGCUAAAGUUGCAAACCACAUUAAAAAGGCUGUUUCGUUAUGUGGGAAGAAUGGUUCUUUAACUUCAGGAUUAUUUCAGCCUGAUAUUGUUUUCGUUGAGAAGGAUUCAUGGUUUUCGGGAGAGGAUGGAGUUUUCAAUAUCUGGCAACUAGAUUGGAAAAAGAAUGGUCACAUGUUGAAGAUACCCCAAAUGAUCCUUCUUGCAACCAAUAUUAGUAAUGCCGAAUUCGAUAGAGCCAAAGCCACAGGUUUCAGCGACACGGUGAUCAUGAAGCCUCUGAGAGCAAGUAUGGUGGCUGCUUGUCUGCAGCAAGUUCUGGGGAUGGGAAAGAAGAGGCAGCUUGGGAAAGACAUGCCAAAUGGCUCAACUUUCCUAAAAGGCCUUCUUUGUGGAAAGAAAAUGUUGGUGGUAGAUGACAAUAUUGUGAACAGGAGGGUCGCCGCCGGUGCAUUAAAGAAGUUUGGAGCUGAUGUGAAGUGUGCUGAAAGUGGCAAAGUUGCUCUUGAGAUGCUUCAGUUGCCUCACAAUUUUGAUGCUUGUUUCAUGGAUAUUCAAAUGCCAGAAAUGGACGGGUUUGAGGCAACUCGUCGAAUUCGAAUGAUGGAGAGCAAGGCGAACGAGCAACUGACGAACGGCGAUGAGCACCCCCACUUACCGAUAUUGGCUAUGACAGCUGAUGUUAUCCAUGCUACUUAUGAAGAGUGCUUGAAGUGCGGGAUGGAUGGAUAUGUAUCAAAGCCGUUUGAGGAAGAGAAUCUCUAUCAAGCAGUUGCAAAGUUUUUCAAGUCAAAGCAUAUCUCAGCAGCCUCAUGACAUCAAGUUUGGAGGCUGCCAUUCUUUCUUUUUUUUUUAAUGAUUUAUGAUGCUUUCAUCAUGCAUUAUGGAGCUGUAACAGUUGGUUUGGUUCCUAAGGAUUCUUGAUGAUACAAAAGAAUCAAGUUAUAAUAUCUAACCAGCUGAGUUUGAAUGUAUACCACAUAACAAUCCAUCCCCUCCUUGUGUACAGGUUCUCUAAAGGGAUGAGUCAAAUUAUGUAAAUUCAAUAUUUUUCUUUUUCUUAA